CCGUGUUUGUGUUCUACGACGAGACGGCUUACGUUAUUUUACAUAAACCUUUCUUUCAUAAAUACAGUUAAAAUGCCGUUGUAUGAGAUGUCAGUCAUCGUUAAGAGCUUACCGAAGGGGUCUUUGGUGCAGACAGUGAAGAGAGUUGCCGAGUCUGUCAUGGACCAAGGGGGAUAUUUACGCAAAAUCGAGAGCUUAGGUUCUAGAGAGUUGCCAUACAAAAUGAAGGCUCAUGGAAGAGUCCAUCAGAGAGGAAGUUACUUUUUGCUCCAUUUUGAUGCACCUGCAACUGCCAUCACCGAUAUAAAUGACACCUGUGUUCGAGACGUUGACUUAGUGCGUCGUUCAAUAUUCAAGGUUGAGUCUCCUCCUCAGUUUGAGUGCACACUUAGUGAAGAGGUCAAACCUCCAGUGUAUAGAUCGGAAGUGCAGAAGAUGAUUGAAGAGGCCGAUAAAUCACUACCUGUAAAUAUCCGCAAAAAAUUCAAAAUGAACACAGGUCUUGACUACUAUCCUUUUGGGCACUAAGGAAGGCUGUUGUAGUGUAUUAUAUAUUUGUAAAUAGAUAUAUGUCUUUGUUUA
Messenger RNA from Penaeus indicus, 582 nucleotides. It is a transcript of the gene mRpS6, whose product is annotated as small ribosomal subunit protein bS6m-like. Lineage: Eukaryota; Metazoa; Arthropoda; Malacostraca; Decapoda; Penaeidae. The record is from RefSeq and is a predicted model, not a curated record. Gene Ontology annotation, molecular function: small ribosomal subunit rRNA binding; structural constituent of ribosome. Bases 73 to 528 code for a protein of 151 amino acids. Gene Ontology annotation, cellular component: mitochondrial small ribosomal subunit; ribosome. The transcript is spliced from 4 exons. Gene Ontology annotation, biological process: translation.